Chara braunii is the source of this 725-nucleotide messenger RNA. Lineage: Eukaryota; Viridiplantae; Streptophyta; Charophyceae; Charales; Characeae. The record is from the annotation of a GenBank genome assembly.
UGGUCAGAAGCGGCCCCGUUCGGAGAAGGACCAAAACACCCAGAGGACAACAUGGAGCUUCUGAUCAUCCAAGCCUGGAGAACGGCGGAGCAAGGAGAUCUGCUGGGAAUCGUAUUCGGGAAGGUGGAGGAGGGCAAUCUCCCCUUGAUCACGGACGAGUUGCUGGUGUUUCUGACUCAGCUGGUGGAUGAUCUGCCCCUAGACAUCUUGUCACGCAGUGACGAGCAGCCAGGCACCCACAUGCUGUCUCGAACGCUCGAGCCGCACCUUAUGUGGUCCACGUGUACGGAGAUUGACGAGGACAACUGUCUCUAUCCCUCCCAGGCGCUUUACUUGGAGAUUGACGUUACCGAUCUUACAUUUUGGGACCCGAUCGCGAGGACAAACGCGGCGCAGGACGAGGAGAUAGGGGGAGCAGAGGAAGAGGAGGAAGAGCAUAGGAAGUGGAAGCGCCAGGAGACCGCGGAGGGAAAGCGACCCACGACAAACGUUUCUCUUGUCGAUCCAUCGAUCAGGGAUCCGUGGCGUGAUCCGGAGCCACGAGAAGAAGAAGACGAUGGAACCGCAACAGAGGGAUCGUGGAGAAGAAGAAGAAGAAGUGAAUCGCCAGCUUCCUCCGGCUCCCCGUCCCAGUCCUCCAUUUGUCUACAUCAAGAUCUCGACGUUCGGGCUUUGUCCCCGGUCGUUCUCUCGCCGACCCCGUGACUACCUCAUGCUUACCUGUC